Messenger RNA from Parnassius mnemosyne (clouded apollo), 2918 nucleotides. The record is from the annotation of a GenBank genome assembly. Lineage: Eukaryota; Metazoa; Arthropoda; Insecta; Lepidoptera; Papilionidae.
GAGUAAGUCUUUGUUGAUCAUCGCGCAACGUCGUCUGCACAAACAAGUUUUUUUUUCUUUGUCUCUUUUGUAUUUAUCAAAUCACUAAACCACGCAAGUUGUUAUUAAUUUUGAUAAAAAACGCAUGCAAACCUUUAUCUCUGUUUUUGUUUUGUCGGGAAUCACGAGUAUCAUGCAGGUCAUGUUGCUCGCGAUUUGGUCGGCAGUCAUAUUGGCCGCCGUGGUGCUCUACUUCCGUCAGUUGUACAGCAGGUUCAGUAGAUAUGGAGUCAAGUAUUUCAAGCCGAUACCAAUUGUUGGUAACAUGGCUCGUAUUUUACUACGCAUGAGCCAUUUCUCAGACGAUACGCAAAGACUUUACAAUGCCUUUCCUGAAGAGAGGUUUGUAGGAAGGUUUGAAUUUCUGAAUCCCAUGGUGAUGAUCAGAGACAUAGAACUAAUAAAGAAGAUAACGGUGAAGGAUUUCGAAUACUUUCUAGACCAUCACUCUUUUGUUAACGAGAAUGCUGAUCCUUUCUUUGGACGAAACCUGUUCUCAUUGAAAGGCGAUGAAUGGAAAGAUAUGCGAUCGACACUAAGCCCUGCAUUCACGAGCUCUAAGAUGCGUUCUAUGGUUCCAUUUAUGGUGGAAGUUGGGGAACAAAUGAUAAAAUCACUUAAGAAAGAAAUUCAGAGUUCCUCAGGUGAAUACAUUGACGUGGACGGUAAGGAUCUGACGACGAGAUAUGCAAACGAUGUUAUCGCUUCCUGUGCUUUUGGACUGAAAGUAGACUCAAUUAGCGAUAAAAGCAACCUAUUCUAUAAGAUGGGCAAAAUUACUGCAACCUUCAAUUUCAAGCAGUUGCUAAAAAUUUUUGCGAUGACUUAUUUUCCUACUGUUACUAAGAUCCUACGUCUAUAUCUGUUCGAAAAAUCGGCGAAAGAUUUUUUCUGGAAUUUGGUGAUUAAUACAAUGAACGAACGUGAAGCUAAGCAAAUUGUCAGACCUGACAUGAUUCACCUUCUGAUGGAGGCUAACAAGGGUCGAUUAACUCAUGAAGACAAAGGUGCUAUCGAUAUGGAUGCUGGAUUCGCAACUGUCGAAGAAUCUUCUGUAGGAAAAAAGAACAUAUAUCGUGUAUGGACUGAAAACGACAUAGUGGCUCAGGCAGUGUUGUUCUUUAUUGCCGGUUUUGAUACUAUUUCUUCUGCUAUGUCCUUCGCGCUUCACGAAAUAGCUAUGCACCCCGAAGUCCAGCAGCGUUUGUACGAAGAGAUCAAGGAAGAUAACGAAAAAAACCGUGGAUCUUUAAAUUACAAUUCCAUACAGAAUCUGAACUAUUUGGACAUGGUUGUUUCAGAGGUGCUUCGAAUGUGGCCUCCAGCUGUUGCAUUGGAUAGACUUUGUACCAAAGAUUACAACUUAGAAAAACCACACAAACAAGCCACGCAAGAUUACAUAGUUCAUAAAGGUGAAUCGGUUAUGAUUCCCGUGUGGGCGAUUCACCACGAUCCUAAAUACUACCCAGACCCGGAGAAAUUCGAUCCGGAGCGAUUCUCCGAAGAGAACAAACACCUUAUCAAACCGUUUACCUAUCUUCCAUUUGGUCUUGGCCCUAGGAAUUGUAUAGGUUCAAGGUUUGCGUUAUGCGAGGUGAAGAUAAUGCUGUAUCAGCUUCUCCUACACAUGGAGUUAUCACCUUGCGAGAAGACCUGCAUACCAGCGAAACUCUCCACGGGUACUUUCAACGUUACCAUGCAAGGCGGACACUGGUUCAAAAUGCGAUGUAGAAAAUCAAUAGAAUAGAUUAGAGUUAGAUUUGUUUGUACAGAAAACACUAAAAAAUGUGAAAUAAUAACUUAAACAUAAUAAUGCGAUGGAACUAAUUUUGCGGAUUUUAUAACGGGUUGUAAAAUAAACGAUCAAAUCCGUAAAAAAUACCGUAAAAUAUUUUUAUUAAGCCUUAUAGUAUACAACCAAUGACGUGCCAAAUUAAACAGUCCGCACUCGGCAUGGUGUUGCGGAUUUAACCAUAACGAUGAUGUUCAGUAAAUAUACACCUAGUUGCAUUGAGCACUCCUUUGUUAUAAACAGAAUUAUAUAUAGAAAUCUGUGUAUACGUAUUAAAAAGUCUGUGUGAAAUAUCGAAAUAAUUUUUCAACUAUUAAUCGAUUACUCAAAAAAAAACCAAAUUUUCGGAUAAAAUAUACACAGCGUAAAUCCCUCCUGGAACUAUUUUCUAUUUGUUCGUCAAGUUUUAUCACAAUCGACUUAGCCAUUCCGAAGAUUAGCCCAAACAGACAGACAGACAAAAAUGUUAAAAAUGGCAAGUUUUGUUUUAAUAGCGUGCAAAUAAAACCCAGAGCUGUAUUGAAGUCACUUAUUUAAGUGUUACAGAUAGACACUUCAACUUUAUUUAUAUGUAUAAAUUUCACAGCACGCUAACAAUCUAAAUUCAAUCCCCACCAGAACCAAAAAAAAUUAUUUUCAAUUUCACGUGGCGAUUAACGGUCGACGACGAUGACGAACUUCGAAGUUAAAUGCUUACAUUUUACAGAACAGUUAUAGUAAGAAUAAGGUAUUUUUUAAAUAUACUCGUACUGGUUUUAAUAAAAAUGUAAAAAUAGUUAUAGCAUUGUUUUAAAUAACUAUCACAUUGACUUCCUUGACGAUUACUAUAACAUAUGCCGUGGGAGAGAUUUUAGUUUUGAAGAAUUUCACUUCCUUUCAAGUGAUGUUUUCUAAUUCAAGUAAACGAUCUCUUAGAUUUUAAAGAGGUACCCUUGAAUGCAGUAUGUGAUACGCCAAAAAAGUUACACAUUCAAACCCUAUAAUAAUAACUCAACAACUCUUUUAUUUUUUUAUAAAAAUUGGCAAACGAGUAUGUGCCUCACCUGAUGAUAAGUGACUACCGCUGCCAACUGUGAUAGGUACCCAG